AUGGAGUGCAACAAGGAAGAAGCUUCAAGAGCUAAGGAUUUAGCUGUGGUAAAGCUGCAAGAAGCAGACUAUGCUGGUGCUAAAAGGAUUGCCCUCAAGGCUCAAAAGCUUUUCCCUGGCCUUGAAAAUAUUUCUCAGCUGUUAACUGUUUGUGAAGUUCACUGCUGUGCUGCUGUUAAGAUCAAUGGGGAGACUGACUGGUAUGGUAUCCUUCAAGUAGAAACAACUGCAGAUGACAUGUUACUCAAGAAACAAUACCGCAAACUUGCUCUCUUACUCCAUCCAGAUAAGAACAAGUUUGUGGGUGCUGAAGCUGCCUUUAAGCUAAUUGGAGAAGCUCACAUGAUACUGACAGAUAAAGUAAACCGUUCGCGUCAUGACUCAAAAAGGAACUCAGUUAUUCCAAAAUCUGCACCAAAGAAGCGUGGACGACCAUCAAAGAAAACUGAUUAUGUUGCUAAGAGGGCCAAUAAGGAGAACACUGAUGCUGGAUAUUCAACUUUCUGGACCAUUUGCUUGACUUGUGGAACCAAAUACCAGUAUCCAUAUAGUUUGUUGAUGAAAGUUCUCUGGUGCCAGAUCUGCUCAAAGGGUUUCCUUGCUUAUGAUUUGUCUAAAAAAACUUCUGUCGGAGUGGAAGCAUCAAAUCCAUGGAGUGGAUUUGGGGUGCCACACCAAAUGUUCCCCCCAAAUCAAUGGACACACUUUGCCAACCAACAACACAAUUACCAGAGUGUCCCUACUCAGCAAAAUCCUAUCACUGGUCAUCAAGCUCCUGUCCCCAACCAGCAACAGCAACCUCGGAAUGUCUCUGGUAAGCAAACUCCAGACAUUAACCAGCAACAACAAUCACAGAAAUUCCCUUUCAGUUCAGGGCCAAAGAAUGUGGUAAAUUCUCAUCCAUGGGGUGGAUCUGGUAUGCAACAGGAAAUGUGUCCUCCGAGUCAACCCACACGUGUAUCUGACCAAAAACUCUACUAUCAAAGGGCCCCUUGUCAGCAAAACCCUGUCAAUGGUCAUCAAACUCCUGUCACUGACCAUCAACAGCAAUCUCCGAAAGUUGUGGAUAAGAAUACUUCUGUCACUACCCAGCCACAAUCUACAAAACUCCCUUUCAAUUCAGGAUCAAAGAAUGUAGCGAGUUCUCAAGGGGCAGCCUUCCCGAACAAUAAUGCAACUGCAAACAGUAAUCUUAUGGCUGAAGCUGGGGCUUGUAAUAGAGAAAAGAUUACAAGGACAUCAUUCAAUGAUGAAAAUGGCGAAGAUAGAACUAAAUCACCAGUUGUGAAUUCUGAUAAAGUUCAUCUAGUAAACGAGCAAAUGAAGGGAAAGGAGGUAGCUACAGGAUCCAGUCAUCCUGUUGCCAUAAAUGGUAGCCAGGUUGCUACGAAAGAUGUUCUUACUGCCGCAAGUGCAGAUAAAACAUCUGGGCAGCAUCCUUGUAUAGCAAGCCAGCAGAGAAAUAAUGUCAUUGUUGAAGAUGGGUCUGAUGGGUGUGGAAAGGUUAGCGAUCAUCUUCCUGAUUCUCCUGCAAUGAAAAGGAUAAGAAAAGAACAUUCUUCCUAUACUGGUGGCAAAAGUGAUCAUACAACAGAAAAUGAAGUUGCUGAAACAAACAGCCAACACAAAUAUAGUAUUCCAAGCAAAGAGAAGAUGACAAAUGAAAAAGAAGAAGCGAUCAGUGGCUUAAAUCACGAUGUGUUGCAAGGAACAAAAAGAAAACAACAAACUGCAAGUUCUGGAAGUGGAAGCGAUGCUGCUGCUAGAUCUGUGAACAAUAGUAUUCCCUGCAAUGUUACAGUUUCAUGUCCAGAUUCAGACUUCUACGACUUUGAGAAAAACAGGGAUGCAGAUCAAUUCACAGUUGAUCAGAUAUGGGCAAUUUAUGAUGAUCAUGAUGGCAUGCCAAGAUACUAUGCUCGAAUUAAGCAGAUUUACUCUCCAAACUUCAUGUUGCAGUACACAUGGCUAGAGCAUGAUCCUUUGUGUGAUGCUGAGAAGGAAUGGUCUUCUAAGGAGCUGCCUGUUGCUUGUGGAAAUUUCAGAGUUGGAACAACACACUUGACUGAAGAUACCAAGAUGUUUUCUCAUGUUGUUUCUUGGACAAAAGGAAGGAAGAGGAACAGAUAUGAGAUUUAUCCUAAGAAAGGUGAAGUUUGGGCACUUUUCAGGGAAUGGGACAUCAAGUGGAGUUCAGAUUCCGAUGAUCUUAGGCAUUAUGAUUAUGAUAUUGUUGAAAUCACCUCAGACUUUGCUACGGGUUUAGGCACUUAUGUGGUUCCCUUGGUAAAGAUUAAAGGUUUUGUCAGCUUAUUUGUUCGAUCAAGCAAUGAAGCACCAUUUCUGAUACCUAGUGGCAACACCCUUAGUUUCUCGCACAGCAUCCCUUUUCACAGGUUGGCAGAAACUGAGAGGAAACACAUCCCAAAUGGUGCUCUUGAGCUGGAUACUGCAUCACUACCUUCUGAUUUGGAGAAAGCGUUUUCUCCUGUGACCCUUGACAGCAAUUUUAUGAGCACACGAGAUGGUAACACUGCAUGUAACGUUUCAUGUACUAGCUCUUGUAAAGUGCCAGUUGGAAAGACCAAACAGAGUCAGGAUGGUACUGGUACAGAUGUGAAGGAUGAAGUUGAGAAAUUGAGUCAGAAUACAAAGAUUGAACAAGAUAAUGGCUCAGAAGCUUCAGUGAUUGAUCAUUGUGGUGAUGGGUGGAAUGAUAGCUCUCCACCAGAAUCUCCAACUAGUUUUUGUUACCCUGAUACAGAGUUUUGCAACUUCACUAGUUUGAGAUCAUUUGACAAAUUCAAGAAAGGGCAAGUUUGGGCACUGUAUUGUGAUACUGACAAGUUCCCAAAGUACUAUGGUUUAAUAAAGAGCGUCGAUUCAGAAGAUUGCAGAAUUCACAUAAAGUGGCUUGAGCACUGUCCAUGUGAACAAGUGGAGAAGCACUUGGCACAAGACGGUUUGUCUAUUGGCUGUGGAAUAUUUGAAGUCAGCAGGCAAAGUGAAAUCUAUGAUUGUACAGAAGUCUUCUCUCACAAUAUGGAGGUGACGCUGACGGGUAAAGGGAAAAAAUAUGAAAUCCUUCCGUGUACUGGCCAGGUGUGGGCUAUAUACAAGAACUGGAGCCGUGCAUGGAGUUUCGAAGAUUACAGUAGAUGUGAAUAUUUUCUGGUCGAGGUCAUGGAGAUUUCUAAUGUUAAUAUAACAGUGUCAUGUCUUACUAAAGUGGAGGGCUUCAGCACAGUAUUCAUGCCAGAGCAGAAAGGUGAAUCCAGGAGUUCCAUGAGAAUAGCAAGGAGUGACUUCAUUAUGUUCUCUCAUCAGAUUCCUGCCUUCCGCUUGACAAAUGAAAACAACAAUCUUUGUGGUUACUGGGAACUUGAUCCUGCAUCACUACCAGAAGUUUUACUGGUCAGAAAAACCAAGUGA
Miscanthus lutarioriparius is the source of this 3432-nucleotide messenger RNA. Lineage: Eukaryota; Viridiplantae; Streptophyta; Magnoliopsida; Poales; Poaceae. The record is from the annotation of a GenBank genome assembly.